Messenger RNA from Fraxinus pennsylvanica, 855 nucleotides. Lineage: Eukaryota; Viridiplantae; Streptophyta; Magnoliopsida; Lamiales; Oleaceae. The record is from the annotation of a GenBank genome assembly.
AUGCCUCGAGUUGAUGUUGAAGUUCUUGUAACAGCCUGUGAAGGAGUAGGCAAUGACGGGAAAACCGUCUGUGAAACACUUGUAGACGGCGGACUCGACGGCUACCCACCAAAAAAUGAUAACUCUGAACCGGAUUUCCCGCCGGAAUCUUUCUGGCUAUCGAAAGACGCAGAAUAUGACUGGUAUGAUCGUUACGCCUUUUAUGAGCGCAAAGAAUCCACCAAAGGCAAUUCAAACUCAGCCAACUUGAACUCGAACAUAAACCCCGGUUCAAACUCCAACUCUCAGCGGUUUACUGUUAACUUGAAGUCCAAGGCCUCUAUAAUUGGACUUCCAAAAACCCAAAAAACUACAUAUGUUGAUUCCCGAAGAAAGAUUUGUAAACCGGCUAAUAUGAGGUUGUUUCCAAAACAACCCGAGUCAGUUGGAAUGGCGAUGGUAUCCAUGGCUGAACCAUCGUCGCCGAAGGUUUCUUGCAUGGGGAGAGUUAGAUCAAAGCGUUGCCGGCACAGAUCAAAUUCAUUGAAAAAGAAAGAGAAAUCGGUCGAGAAACCAAGAAUCGGUGGUGGAAAGCAAAAAAAGGGGUUUUACUCCAUGGUAAUAAGUAUGUUCCGGUCCAGAAAGAAUCCAAACAAACCGGUCAGAUCCAGAAGUGGAAGAGUAGAGGAGGAGCCAACGGUGGUCGAGCCAAUAAGGAAAAGUGUAAGUAAUAGAGUGCACGAGAUUCCAAUUUCGGUCGAUCCAGUUGUUGAGCCGCUCGGUUUGGGAGAGAUGAUGCGCUUUGCGUCCGGUCGGAGAUCACAGUCUUGGUCUGCCGAAGAUGUUAAUCAGGGGAGUCGAUUAUGGGGUGCUUGA